This is a messenger RNA of Erythranthe guttata (spotted monkey flower), 1910 nucleotides long. Its product is annotated as sugar transporter ERD6-like 6. Gene Ontology annotation, molecular function: sugar transmembrane transporter activity. Lineage: Eukaryota; Viridiplantae; Streptophyta; Magnoliopsida; Lamiales; Phrymaceae. Gene Ontology annotation, cellular component: membrane. The record is from RefSeq and is a predicted model, not a curated record. Gene Ontology annotation, biological process: carbohydrate transport; transmembrane transport.
AAUUUUUUUUUUUUUUUUUCAACUCGAACUCAACUACUGAAACUUCAACUCUUCAUCCGAUCUCCAUACACGAAUACUUGAAGACCAAUCGAGAAUCAGUUUCUGCUGUGAUUAGGUUUUGCAUUUGAUUUUGAAUUCCCCCCAAAAAAAAAGAUGGAUUACAGAGAAGAUGCAGAAGAUGGGAGAGGCGGAGAUCUGAGGAAGCCAUUUUUGCACACAGGGAGCUGGUAUCGUAUGGGUUCGGCGCAGUCUAGCAUGAUGGGCUCGGCUCAAUCUAUUCGUGACAGCUCCAUCUCUGUAUUGGCUUGUGUUUUGAUUGUUGCGUUGGGUCCUAUUCAGUUUGGCUUCACUUGCGGUUACACUUCACCGACACAGUCUGCUAUUACCAAGGAUCUCAACCUCACAACUUCACAGUUCUCCGUAUUUGGUUCGUUGUCAAAUGUGGGAGCUAUGGUUGGGGCAAUAGCUAGUGGUCAGAUUGCCGAGUAUGUUGGCCGAAAAGGGUCUUUGAUGAUUGCUGCCAUACCUAAUAUCAUCGGUUGGCUCGCCAUAUCAUUUGCUCAAGACUAUUCGUUCCUUUACAUGGGACGAUUGUUGGAAGGAUUCGGUGUUGGUAUAAUCUCUUACGUGGUGCCUGUAUAUAUAGCCGAAAUUGCGCCGCAAAAUCUUAGAGGGGCUUUGGGCUCGGUGAACCAGCUCUCUGUGACAAUAGGAAUCAUGCUAUCGUAUUUGCUCGGAUUAUUUGUUAGCUGGAGAAUUCUUGCAAUUCUAGGAGUACUGCCGUGCCUGAUAUUGAUCCCUGGACUUUUCUUCAUCCCAGAAUCUCCUCGGUGGCUGGCUAAAAUGGGAAUGACAGAAGAUUUCGAAGCAUCUCUGCAAGUUCUUCGAGGUUUCGAAACUGAUAUUACCCAUGAAGUAAAUGAAAUCAAGGCUUCUGUAUCAUCAACAAACAGAAAAACGGCAAUCAACUUUGCAGAUCUCAAGCGAAGAAGAUAUUGGUUACCACUCAUGAUAGGAAUUGGCUUACUUGUUCUCCAACAGCUAUCUGGAAUUAAUGGUGUUAUCUUUUACUCGAACUAUAUAUUUGAAACUGCAGGGAUUUCAUCAAGCAAUGUUGCAACAGUAGGUGUCGGUGCUAUUCAGGUCAUUGCUACUGCAGUUGCUACAUGGUUGGUCGACAAAACGGGGCGAAGGAUUCUAUUAAUUAUAUCCUCUUCCGGAAUGGCUGUCAGUCUUGUUGUUGUUGCCACAGCUUUCUUUUUAAAGGGCUUCGUUUCUGAGGAUUCUAGAAUGUUUGGCAUCUUGGGAAUCUUAUCAGUAGUCGGAGUGGUGUUUAUGAUCAUUUCGUUUUCACUCGGAAUGGGGCCCAUUCCCUGGCUUAUUAUGUCUGAGAUUCUUCCAAUUAAAAUCAAAGGACUAGCUGGAAGUGUUGCAACUUUGUGCAAUUGGUCCUUCUCUUGGGUUAUUACUAUGACUGCACCGCUUCUACUCACUUGGAGCAGUGGAGGAACUUUCACUGUUUACACAUUCAUGUGCAUAUUCACCGUCGCGUUUGUGGCGAUUUGGGUUCCGGAAACAAAGGGAAAAACAUUAGAGGAAAUCCAACUUUCGUUUAGAUAAGAUCUCUUUUGCCAUUUUCGGGAAUUUUUAUUUUUCGAUUAUAUUGUUUUUGUUAUUAUUAUUAUAAUGUUGUUGUUGUCAUUUUGUGCAAAGGGUGUAAUAUUAUCUUUGUUUUUGGAGGGGAGAGAGGUUUUUUGAGUGGUAAUCUCUCUAAUUGUAUUUCUUGAGAUAUUUCUUCCAGUAAAAGCAUGCAUGCAUGCUUGUGAUUAUGUAAAUUUCAGAAUUUCAUUUUCUUUUAUUUAUUGUAAAACAUUUAUAAUAAAUGAAUUUCAGAUUCCAUUGUCAUCUCC